Messenger RNA from Coprinopsis cinerea okayama7#130, 1116 nucleotides. RefSeq names its product other/FunK1 protein kinase. The transcript is spliced from 3 exons. The record is from RefSeq and is a predicted model, not a curated record. NCBI's taxonomy places the organism in Eukaryota, Fungi, Basidiomycota, Agaricomycetes, Agaricales, Psathyrellaceae. Gene Ontology annotation, molecular function: protein kinase activity. Gene Ontology annotation, biological process: protein phosphorylation. The coding region runs from base 1 to 1116 and encodes 371 amino acids.
AUGUACAAGAUGCAACUUCUGGAGAUUUCGUUCAAGCCUAGGGAUAUCCGUGGUCGUGGAACAGCGUGCUGGGACGUCGAGGGGAUGGCUGAGGAAGAGUUGCUGAUCAAGGACAGUUGGAUCUCACAGGGGCGCACACCAGAGUAUAGUUACUUCGAAGGCGCUGCGAGCAUGCCUGGCCUCGCCGAUCCUAUGGACCGUGACGGCGAGGUUACGAGCACUGCCGCCUUUCACCACGACGGGCAGCAGAAGCCAAAAGGCUUCCGUCGUACCAAGCACAGACUCGUCUUUACGCGGCAUGGGCUUCUGAUCUGCAAGUUCAAUACGUGCUUGGAGUUUCUCUGGGCACUCAUCGACGCCAUUGACACUCAUGAGAAGCUCGUCGAACAGGGCGUCUUGCAUCGGGAUGUCAGCAUUGCCAAUAUUCUCAUCAUCAAAAUCCCGACAAUCCCGUGGCAUAGUAUCUUAAUCGAUCUUGACUUGAUGAAGCCAUCGCGCGUAGAUGAAGUGGAUUCCGCUUUUGGGGCUGGGACUCGCGAAUCUCAAUCACUGAACGUCCUUGUCCGUUGCACAGAUCCCCGGAUGAGUCUCCCUUAUUCGUACCUGGACGACCUGGAAUCGUUCUUCUGGGUCUUCUGUAUCGUCUCCAUCGGAUACAAGAGCAACGGCAAAGCCGAACCCAGACCACCUUGGAUUAAAAGGUGGAGGCACGCAGACAUGCAUCGUGCAUCUGUCGCAAAGAGCGUUUUUUUCAGGUUUCAACCAGAAAUUAGAGACAUCGAAUUCCCAGUGAGUCAUUCCUGGGGAAAACAUAUCCAGCAGCUGUUCUGGGAUUUAUAUGACUUCUUCGGAGAUAUGUGCCGCCACCCUGCUAGGAUUGCCGUUGGGGUCUCGAAAAUAACCGCGGAAGAGCUCUUCAAUAAACGCGUGGAACAUUAUGCGACUGUCCGCGGUUACAUCAAGAAAGCUAUCGACGCCAUCGAGGCAGAAACCUCUCCAGAGAAGCGGGAAUCUGAGCACCUGCCACCGGAGGAGUCUGCGCCAGCUGGACGCAGAGAGGCGAGCCCACCCUCCACGUCGACUACCGUCACUAAUCAGGAUUCUCCCUCGGGUUAA